Messenger RNA from Thyridium curvatum, 1314 nucleotides. RefSeq lists its product as uncharacterized. NCBI's taxonomy places the organism in Eukaryota, Fungi, Ascomycota, Sordariomycetes, Thyridiales, Thyridiaceae. Bases 1 to 1314 code for a protein of 437 amino acids. Gene Ontology annotation, molecular function: DNA-directed DNA polymerase activity. Gene Ontology annotation, biological process: DNA synthesis involved in UV-damage excision repair; DNA replication; DNA strand elongation involved in DNA replication. Gene Ontology annotation, cellular component: nucleus; delta DNA polymerase complex. The transcript is spliced from 6 exons. The record is from RefSeq and is a predicted model, not a curated record.
AUGGACGAGUACAAGAGAUAUCUGGCCGAGCAGAUUUUGACGGAGGAUAAGCUGAUCACUUAUCGCUACCUAAGCAGAGCGCUGAAGGUUCACGUCAACACUGCAAAACAGAUGCUAUUUGAGUUCCACAAGUCUCAAAAUGCCAAGAAGCCUGGUGCAAUUCAUGCCACUUAUCUGGUCUACGGAACAAAAAAGCCUGGGUCGCAUGAGGGUGUCAGCCAGGAGGACGGAGACGUCGAGAUGACGAGCUCCAUGCCAGAUGUAGACUCUGUGCAUGAAGAAGUACCUGUUGUGACUAUGUCCCUUGUCCCGGAGGAGUCGCUUGGUGACGUCCUGUCACACUACGAAGAGGUUUCAUCGAUCCACGUCUAUAGUGUUGGACCGCAUCCUAUCAAGGAUUUGCAAUUGCUUUCGGAUACUGCCCGUCAAGUUCUUGAUCUAUCUCUGUCAGACACUGAGUCAGAAAGCAUCAAGACUUAUGGGACGAUCAGUAAUCCGUAUCUUCGUCAACGGGAGCGGAAGGGUACCAUCCCUACACCUUCGGUAGCAGCAAAGAAAGGGGAGCCAAAAUUUCAACCUACCAAACCCGGUGGAGCAACGGCAAUAAUCAAGGAGGAGCCGAAGCCUCCCAAGACAGCGGCUUCGAAGGAAAGCACGGCGUCUUCCACAACUACCAAGAAGCCGGUUCCCUCUCUUCAGCGGGGAGGCUCUUCCGGGAUCAUGCAGGCUUUCGCGAAGGGCGCAUCUGCAAAGCCAAAGCAGAAAACCACCAAACAAGCUCCUCCAGAAGAUCACUCAACGCAAACCCUGUCAGAUGAUGGCGAAGACGACACUGAUGUCUUGCCACAGCCGAAAGCUAGUAAGACCGGCGAUCACAAGUCUCGUAAAGAGAGGGAAGAAGAGCUCCGCCGUAUGAUGGAAGAGGAUGAUGAGGUGCAGGAAGAGAAGGAGGAUACGCCUAUGGAGGAGCCGGAGGAACAAGAGGAGCCAGAGGAGCCCGAGGAGCCCGCAGAUGAGGUUCCAGCACCAGAGCCUGCGAAGGAGGAGCCGGCCGAGGUUGUCUCCACUAGCACUGGUGACGGUCGUCGUCGCGGCAAGAGGCGUGUUAUGCGAAAGAAGCAGAUCAUGGACGAUCAAGGCUAUCUUGUAACGAUCCAGGAGCCUGGCUGGGAGUCGUUCUCAGAGGACGAACCGGCUCCGACAAAGAUCAAAUCGUCACACACCUCAGCACCCCCAUCGCAAGCAGCAAAGGCGAAGAAGUCUGGGCCUAAAGGAAGCCAAGGAAGCAUUAUGUCUUUCUUUGGCAAGAAAUGA